Messenger RNA from Filobasidium floriforme, 2704 nucleotides. Its product is annotated as WD40-repeat-containing domain protein. Gene Ontology annotation, molecular function: protein-macromolecule adaptor activity; protein binding. Gene Ontology annotation, cellular component: nucleus. The record is from RefSeq and is a predicted model, not a curated record. Bases 76 to 2403 code for a protein of 775 amino acids. Lineage: Eukaryota; Fungi; Basidiomycota; Tremellomycetes; Filobasidiales; Filobasidiaceae. The transcript has 7 exons. Gene Ontology annotation, biological process: proteasome-mediated ubiquitin-dependent protein catabolic process.
CACGGUCGUAACAAUACCUUGAUCUUGCAUUCGGACACUCCCAUCUUGAAUAUUCCAUCCUCGUGACGACGUCGAAUGGUCGCCUUUCCCUCGGCCGCACUUUUCAGUUCACCUCCACCCACCCAUCAAAGAGGCGAUCACGACUAUCCCUUGUCCAGCAGCCCAGUCUCGGUCAAUCUCCUCACCCCUCCUCCAUUCUCACCAGAGAAUCAUAUACAAACCUCUCCUUCCUCUUGGCGAGACUCUCACCCGACUUCCGCGAUCGCUGGACUUCCCAUCUUCGAUCUGAGCCUCUCGCCUGAACCGACCAUGACUCCAAACUCUACUCCCCCUAGCAAACGGAAGCAUCAUCAGUCGACCUUGGGAUCCGCCUUUCCUGCCCUCUCGUCGAACAAUGUUGCUACCCCCACUUUGCAAACGGAAAAAGUUGCCUCGGACGAAAAACGUAGGCGGAUCUCGACGGGGUGGGAUGAGCUAUGUCGAGCGACCGUCAGGGCUAGGCAGGCCGAGGAGCGAAGACGAGCCAGUGAAACAGGAAACUCGCCCCUCGGAAGGGCGAGAGGAUUCAGAGGUGAUACAGAAGCUGGCUCUCCGAAAGCCAGUCAUACCGUCAAUGUUCGGGCUGAAGGAUCCAGCCUGAGGACCGCCUUUUCUCCUUUCAAGCUGGAAUUGCCCGCGGUUGGUAAUAAGACUGUAGCAGAUACGGCAGAAGCUGAGGCGGAAGACAUCGAUAUGGAAGCGGGAGCGGAAAAGGAAGAUGAGCAGGAAGUGUCAACAAUAAGCGUAGACGAGGCCGAUAUCGAGGAGGAAGACGAAUCUAGCUAUGCCCCGAGCAGGAGAAGACGGCCGAUCCUCGGGUCCGGCUUUGGUGACACCCGGAUAGGUCAUCGAACAAUGACGAGCAAUCUUAGAGCGGGGAAGAGAUAUCAGCGAGAGCAUUUCGUCACUCUACCUCUCAGUCACGCUUCUCCUGCGGGAUCGCCUUCUUACCUUGAACUUUUCAACUCCCAUUCCUUGCUGGACAUCUACCGAGCAGAACCCAAUCCAUACCAAAUGGUUCCCUCCACCCGAGAAUGGUCGCCAGCCUAUACCUGUGCCUUCUCUCAUUCGGCCAAGGAUGCGUGGACCGCUUCUGAGCACAGCUUUGCGGCGAUUGCAACCGAGUGCGGGGGAGUCAGGAUCUUUGACACGAACAAGAGCGACGCGAGCAUUCCUGAGGGAUGGGAAGCCGGACAGAGGAUCGGAUCUGCGUCCACGUUCAGCACGAACACUGCUUCGGCAAGCGAAAAGAAAAAGCAGACGGGACCUAAGCCGGGGUUGUUUGCACCGCAUGCGAAUGCGAUCUACGACAUCAAGUGGUCGGUGGACGAUACCAUGCUCACAACGGCAUGUGCGGACCAAUCGACGGGAAUCUGGGAUACGAGCAGGACGAGCGCGACUUAUCAGCAGUCGGCGCAGAAUAAUGGGUUGAUUACCAAAUUGCGCGGACACACGGCUAGCGUCAAGACUAGCAUAUGGUACGACAGGAACACGAUCGCGACGGCAGGACGGGACGGCGACAUCCAUAUUUACGAUCUUCGUACUACGGGAAGAGAGAUCCCGGGGAACGAUGAUUCCGGCACGGUUUCUGCCGAGUGGAAGAAGCGUGCACGAAAUGAGGGGGACCCUAACGAUUCCAUUUGGCCAGUGUUAUCAAUCAAAAACGCUCAUGGGAUAGGUCCGAUCAAGAAGGAGCGAUGUUCCAACGCGAGGAGUGUGACUUGUCUGGUGCCGCUGGAAGCAAACUCUCACCACAUGGCUUCGGGAGGAUCUGCUGAUGGCAUCAUCAAACUUUGGGAUCUACGCGUCACACAUCGUUCGAGGAAAUUCAUCUCCGAACCUGCGCAACUGAGCCCUGAUCGUACUCUGGAGAACAAUGCGAAGCGCAGCCGGGGAAUCAUCCAUAUGGUCGCUGCCCCAAAGAACGGCAUGAUCUACGCGCUCAGCAGCGAUUCACGCAUCACGGCCUAUUCUCAACACGACCUUACCGUUCCUCUACCGAUCACCUACGCUCACCCCAACCUUACGGCUGCGGGAUUCUACCUCCGUCUUGCUCUAUCACCAUGCGAAAAGUACAUCGGUUGCGGAAGCCGGUCGGGAUCAUUCUACGCCUGGUCGGCGGGACAGAAUACGCGAAAUCACUUGAUGGAAGGCUCUGUGCAGGAAAGCGUCGUUCAAGGGUUGGAAGUCGGAAAGCAAUGGCAUCGCAGGGAAUUGAGCGCGGUGGAUUGGGGACACGACCAGAUCAUGACCUGCUCCGACGACUGCUCGACCCGAAUCUGGCGACCUUCUCGUGCAGCGUAUGAUGCGAUCGUCAAAGAUCCUCAGGAUGCUAGCUAUGAUUGGGCCGGCGUCAACAUCUGAUUGUGGGGGACCGGGAUAUUGCCAUUUACUCAGGCGUCGACUUGUCGAUAUCAUCUUGCUUGUAAUCCUGAUAUAAUGGUCGAGUGAUAUAUACCCACCUAGUGCGCAGUAGCAUGGAGGUUUCGUUUGAUACCGCCGGCGGUCUCUGACACGGCAUGUCAUUAGCUACCGCACUAGUCCGAACAAUAUUCCGCAGGAUCGGCGACUACGGAAGGACGGCGUUUCUGCGUGUACGUUCGAGAAUGCUGAUGGCCUGUCGGUAAUCGGUGCAAUGAUAUAUGAAUCUAUGAAUUCACAGGCA